Ananas comosus (pineapple) is the source of this 1503-nucleotide messenger RNA. RefSeq names its product target of Myb protein 1-like. The record is from RefSeq and is a predicted model, not a curated record. Gene Ontology annotation, biological process: protein transport to vacuole involved in ubiquitin-dependent protein catabolic process via the multivesicular body sorting pathway. NCBI's taxonomy places the organism in Eukaryota, Viridiplantae, Streptophyta, Magnoliopsida, Poales, Bromeliaceae. Gene Ontology annotation, molecular function: ubiquitin binding; phosphatidylinositol binding. The coding region runs from base 257 to 1357 and encodes 366 amino acids. The transcript has 4 exons.
CGCCUUUGAAGUGCUGCGCCCAAAUAAGUGUCGCAGUCCCGCCUCGGCACGUCAUAUGCGCUCGCUCGCAUCCCGCAACGCACACCUUCUGCUGCGUCUCCUCCUCUUCCGCUCCGUCGAUCUCCUCCUCCUCCUCCUCCUCCUCCUCUUCUUCCGCCGCGAGCAAACUCGAACAGUUGGAACUAGGUUGGGAGACUUUGGGGGCGUUAUCAGUUGCCUCUCUGGUUUUGGUUUCUAGUUUGAGGUGGCUUAACAAAUGGAUAAGCUCAAGUUAGCGGCACUGGGAGAGCGCUUGAAGACCGGAGGAGAACGCCUGAAGAGUGGGGGUGCAGAGGUGGGCAGGAGAGUUGGUGAAAAAAUGAAAGAGAUUCUCCAGGGCCAGUCGCCAGAGGCAAAAAUGGUUGACGAAGCUACAUCAGAUAGCCUGGAGGAGCCAAACUGGGGUCUAAAUUUGAGGAUCUGUGGUAUGCUAAACAGUGACGAGUUCAAUGGUUCUGAAGUGGUCAAGGCAAUAAAGAAGAAGAUUGCUAGCAGGAAUGCAGUGAGUCAGAGGCUGAGUCUUGAUCUGUUGGAGGCUUGUGCUAUGAAUUGUGACAAAAUAUUUUCGGAGGUGGCUUCCGAGAAAGUCCUGGAUGAAAUGGUGAGGAUGAUAGAUAAUCCACAAACAAAUCAUGGGAAUAGGAUGAGAGCUUUGCAGCUGAUUGAAGCAUGGGGUGAAUCUGAGGACCUUGCAUAUCUACCUAUUUUCAGACAGACUUACAUGAGUUUGAAGGGACGAAAAAUGCAAGCUAGUGCGCAGCAUGAUGACAAUUCUAGUUCAUUACUUUCUUCUGGUGAACAAAACUUUGCGCAUGUGGCGGCUCCUCCUGACCGGUAUCCUUAUCCCAAUGUCGAUCAGCCCAACACAGACUUAGGUGAUUUAAUCUUCCAUCAGUUCCAUGGUGGGGGCCUCUCUGCGGAGGAGAAAAAGGAAAUUCUUGUUGUUGCUCGAAACAGUAUCGAGAUCCUCUCUUCAAUCUUGAACUCUGAAACGAAAGAAAGGCCCUUGGAGAAUGAUCUUACAAUCUCUAUGCUGGAAAAAUGUAAAGAAUCACAACCCAUGAUACAGAGGAUAAUAGAGAGCACAGGCGACGAUGAGGCUAUGUUGUUCGAGGCUCUGAAUCUUCACGAUGAGCUCCAACAAAUCCUAGCCAAGUAUGAGGAGCUCAAAAUUGCCAAUCUGCCUGAGACUGGUGACACUGUCAAAGAAUCUGGACCUUCAGCUGGGCUGAUGAGAGAUGACGAGGCAAAAGAGCAGCAAACGCCUAAGGAAAGCGAAUCCACAAGUCAAUCUAGAGAUUCUGAGAAGGUAGAGUGAGAGUCCUAUUUGCGCAUGGUAUAGUGAAUUGUGGAGUUUAACAAGGCGUUGUAUAUAUAAGAGCUGGAUUAGAUAUGGAUCUCAUUUGCCUUAUUUGCCAUCGUUUUCUUUUAACUAAUACAAAACGCUGCAGUUGUUCGAUUUCG